Messenger RNA from Eleginops maclovinus (Patagonian blennie), 2303 nucleotides. Its product is annotated as equilibrative nucleoside transporter 2-like. NCBI's taxonomy places the organism in Eukaryota, Metazoa, Chordata, Actinopteri, Perciformes, Eleginopidae. Bases 182 to 1516 code for a protein of 444 amino acids. The record is from RefSeq and is a predicted model, not a curated record. Gene Ontology annotation, cellular component: basolateral plasma membrane; plasma membrane. The transcript has 13 exons. Gene Ontology annotation, molecular function: nucleoside transmembrane transporter activity. Gene Ontology annotation, biological process: nucleoside transmembrane transport; thymine transport; guanine transport.
CAUAAGCCUAAGCACUUGUUGGAACCACCUUCCCCGCCCAAGAUAAACACUUUCCCGGAAGGAAGCGUUAGAUUCACCCGCCUUCAGAAUCCACAACGCGACAGGGUCCACCUGUGAGACAAGAGCAGACACGAGGACCCGGUUCAGACCCUCAGCACAGGAACCUGACAGAAGCAACAGGAUGUCGACGAGUCUCCCCACCGACCGCGGCCAGGCUGUAGCCCUCAUCGUAUUCAUGCUCGGUCUGGGAACUCUGCUGCCCUGGAACUUCUUCCUGACGGCCUCAGAGUACUUCAACCAGCGCCUCGAACCAAACAUCACCGGUAACGGCUCGUCAGGCGUCACCGCUAAAGACUACAACUAUGACAGCUGGAUGGUCUUGCUUUCCCAGCUGCCCCUGCUGCUGUUCACGCUUCUCAACUCCUUCCUGCAUCAGUGGGUGAAACCUCGCCUCCGUGUCGCAUUCAGCUUCAUAGCCAUCUUCCUCCUCUUCUCCCUCACCGCCGCCCUGGUUCCAGUCCCCAUGCAGCCAGACACCUUCUUCUCUGUCACCAUGGCCACCAUUUGGUUCAUCAACAUGGCCAGUGCCGUGCUGCAGAGCUCUCUGUUUGGUGUGGUGGGUCAUUUCCCUCCUCGGUACAGCACUCUGUUUAUGAGCGGUCAGGGUCUGGCCGGACUUUUCGCUGCACUCGCCAUGCUCUUCUCCAUCUUGAGUAAACCAGAUGCAGGUUACGCAGACAGAGGCUCGGCAGCUUUGGGAUAUUUCAUCACUCCCUGUGUGGCGACUCUGGGUACUCUGCUGUGUUUCCUGCUGCUUCCACACCUGGAAUUCGCUCACUUUUACCUGAACAAACAUCAGUCUGAGUACGUGGAGACGAGCAAGGAACUGCAGAGCAUCACAGAUAAGAAAUUGUUAGAAAACGGCUCCAAACAGCAAGAGGCCAACAGGAAGCUCUUCAAAGAGCCAGAGGAGGAUCAGGAGCGCUCGUCCGUCCUGCAAGUCUUCAAAAAGAUCUGGCUGAUGGCUGUGUGUGUGACGUGUGUGUUUGCCGUCACACUCUCAGUGUUUCCUGUCAUCCCUCUCCGUGUAAAGUCCGUCUACCAAGACAGCCCUGUCUGGGACAAAGUGUUCACCUGCGUCUGCUGCUUCAUCGUUUUCAACGCCAUGGACCUGGUCGGCCGUGGCGCCCCGUCUCUCGUACAAUGGCCCUCGAAGGAGAGUCCUCUGUUUCCCAUCACCGUGUUGUCCCGCCUGGUGUUCAUCCCGCUGCUCAUGAUGUGUAACCUCGAGAACUCUAAGCUCACCGUCCUCUUCAGCCACGACUGCGCCUUCGUCACCAUCAUGGCGCUCUUCUCCUUCAGCAACGGAUACCUGGCUACGCUCUGCAUGGCCUACGCCCCACAGUUGGUGCGCCAUAAAGACUGCGAGACGGCCUGCUCUCUGAUGACCUUCUUCCUCGUUCUGGGUUUGGCACUGGGAGCGUCUUUCUCCUUCCUACUGGCAAAACUGGUUUAACCACCUGAGGGUUCGACAAGAAGAAAAAAAUCCAAAGCAGUCUUCCGUACGUAGAGAAUAAAAUAAGAAUAAUAUAUAUAAUAACUUAAAUAAAAGUGAGUUAUUAAAAGUUAAUAAUCUCUAUUAAUUCAAUACAAAUAUUUGAAUGUGAACUUGGUAAACCACAAAAGGAAUUAAAUCAUCUCAUUUUGACUUGUUAACUGUCGUAUUAAGUACAUAACGUUGUGGAAGACAAUUUCAAUGCUGAAGGACAGAUGAAGAUCAAGGACAUACAUAGGAUUUGUUGUUAAAAUGUUGCUAAAAAUAGGAAGAAAAGUGGAAACGAAGCUCAUAUUUCUUUCUAACGUCUCAUUGAACCAUGUCAAAGUGCAGCUAAUUUGUAAAGUGUGUAACCUUUUAUUGCAUGAUGAAACAGAAAUAGUUUGCCAUGAAUUUAUUGAUGGAUUUUAAACAUUUGAAACGCCGCAUUUAGGUGCUUUUCAAUAACAACGUGGUGUUUUUCUAACUCGUUUAAUUUUUUAUACCAAACAUGUUUUUGCACUGGCCACCUUUAACUGAACUUCUGCUUUUGUUUGUGUGUCGUUUGUUUUUGGUAUUAUCUUCUGUAAAGGGUUUUCUCAACUCGGUUUAAUGUAUUUCACGCCACACUGCAGGACUUUGCGUUUUUUCUACAGAUGAAGAUGUUGUUUUUUUUGCUUAUUUAUGUUUUUCUACUCUGGUAUGGUUGUCUUUAAUAGUUUUUAAAGGGAUCAUCUGUUUGUUUUCAUAAUAAAAUGUACAAAAUGUU